CUGGUAUCUGCAUUAAAAUGAUAUUUACCAAGAAUAAUUCGAUGUUAUGAUAAUUGACGACAGGUGCCUUUGCAGCUUCUAAUAACAGGAGAUCAUCACAGUACGUUAUAGCGUUACAAAGUGUCCGAUGGAGGAUGUGCGAUCGUGCACAUACGAAAUCUAAUAUUUUUUUUGGACUAUUCUAUAAGAAUUUUUUCAUUUAAAAUGUUUUAACAUUAUUUUUACCAUUUAAUUAUUAGUCGUUCGUAAUAAAAGUUGAUUGUAAAUACGUUUACCUUGGUCUCUAUUUAUCUUAAAAUAUAUUUCAUGCUCAUCUUGAAAGUUAAUAAAAUAUUACUUUUAACGAUGCUCGUGCCAUUGGAAUCGGCCCUAACUUAUGAUUCUUCAAAUAUAUAUUCUUCUUUCAGGAGCUACGACGAAUGUCCCUUGAACAUAACUGUUUUGGACUUUUUAUACAAUUUCACUGUGCCUGAUUUGGAAAUAACAUGGCCAUGCGAAGCACGCUUUUAUUGGUUGUCGUUGCAACCAUUUGUUAAAUUUGUAAGAUUUUUACUCAGCUAUGGGACUCCAUUUAUUAUAAUCGUUGGCAUUAUAUUAAAUACCAUAUCCUUUGCAAUAUUGAAUACGCCGGUGUCGUCCGACUCGAGCUUAUCGUUAUAUCUAAAGGUCCUUGCUAUAUCCGACAAUGGUGCAUUAAUAUUUAAUUAUGCAGUAGGUAUAGCGAAAUCACAUUUUACAUUUGUCAAUGAUCUUUUCAUGAACAGUCAAUUUCUCUGCGACACAAAUUCCAUAACAAUGGAACUUUUUCAAUUUACGUCCACUUGGUUGGUCGUAUCGCUCACAUGGGCUCGCGUCAUAGCAAUUAUUUUCCCAUUUGGGGCACAUAAUAGUAAUCCUGAACGUUCCGCGAUUAUAAGCAUUACUACUCUGGCAUGUGUCAGCUUUGUAAUAUCGUUAACAAAGUUAUAUUCUGGAGGAUAUGAAACGGACAGUGUUUUUGAAUUUAUACCAUGUCAAAAGAAAAUCAAACCAUGGGGUAGCGCUAUGUAUUUUUAUAUAGCAUUGUCAACAUGGUUACCAUUAAUUUUUAUAUUUAUUGGCAAUGCUUUGCUAGUUGCACAUAUGAAAAAAUUGGAUACACUUCGCAGACAAUUAACCCGCAGUUUCUCUCAAAAGAUCAAUAAAACGAAUAAAACGAGCAGAACUUUACUGGCAGUCUCAAUGGUAUAUUUAAUUUUGCUAUUACCACUUGGAAUAGUUGAAACUUUAGAGCUCUACUGGGACGUGAUAUUGAUCAAAUAUCCAGAAAGGGACAUGAAAGAAAACAAAGAUUAUAUUAAUUGGUUAGAAGAGAAAAUGUUGUUAAAGUGGUGUCGUGGACUAUUCUUUCACAUAUACCAUUGGAAUUUUGCAAGUAAUUUCUUUUUAUAUUGUCUUACGGGGGAAAAGUUUCGAGGGGUUUUGAUAGAAAAAUUAAAGAAUUGCAAAGUCACAUUAACUUCGAAAAUAUCGCCAAAGUGUCUUCGGUGGUGCAAGUGCGACGAUCGAUUAAAAUCGAUACGAACUCCGAGUAUAUUACUUAUCAAAGUUGUCACGUUCGACGAAUCUUCCAUUAAUGACAACAUUACUGGCCAACAUAAUAAUAAUGACGUUGUUGCAUCGAUCACCUGAUCUUGACAAGUCGAAUUGACAUUUUUCUAGUUCAACGAUCAAAGACUGCCAUAACUGAGAACUGAAGAUAAUUAUUUCAAUGAUUAGCUCCAAAUCCAAUGUGUUCUAUUUAGAUCAAUAGUCAUAUGUAAUACAAGAUAAAAGUGAUUAUUUCACGAUAUGGACAAUUUAUUUCCAUUAGCAUUUUAUUUUUACAUGAGAAAUUUCUAUACGAAUGUAGUAAAAUAUCACAAUAUAUGUCGUAAUCAUUUAAUUUUUAACAUCGAAUUAUGGAUUAUGUUGAAGAUAGGUUAAUUUUACAUUAUCAUCCUAGCAGAUAUUCCUAACCUUUUUUGUCGUAACUAAUUCGGCAAAGAAAAUUUCUGGUCCCGAUGUAGAUUCCUAAACUGGAUACGUUCUUCUUUUCUUUUUUUCUUUUUACAUUAGAGCUAUUAAAAAAAAAAAAAAAAGAAAAAGAAAAUGGCAAUUUCGUAUCCGUUAUAUCAUAACUUGAUAAUCUAAUACCUGGUGAUUUUAAUUAAUAUUUUCACAUCGUUUAAUUAUAUUAACAUUAUAUACCGUUGUUAUUUACUAUAUAGUUGAUUACAAUUAAUUACUUGCAGAAUAUUAUUCUUCCUGUUUUAUAUACUGAAAUAAAUAAAACAUGAAAUUCAUAAAGACUAUGUAUUCUACUCGUAUAUACCUAACUGGUAUCACUCUUUGUCUGGUAACUGAAGUAAAACAAAUUUCAUAAAUUCAAUUAUAUCAUACAGUACGAGAGAUAACAUAGAAAGUGUAUAUCUCAUUACCAACAAAAUAGACAUAUAUAAUAUUUCAAUAGCAUUUCAUUUACUUUGAUGAAAAUAUCCAGAACUUGUGGAAAUCACGUAACAAAAAACUCAUAAACUCAAGAAGCUUUUCAACCGUACAUAAAUAGUAACAAUUUUGAUGUUUUACGGGCACGCACGCACGCACGCACGCACGCACGCACGCACGCACGCACGCACACACGGAGAUGAAAAAGUACAACUUUUCCAACUACUCUAAUUUAUAUACCAAAUGUUCCAUACAAGAAAUGCGCGCGCGCGCGCGCACACACACACACACACACACACACAUAUAUACAUGAUGCUAUUCGAAUCAAUUACCAAAGUAAUAAUCUGAUUGAUCAAAUAAAAUUUAAAUAUUACUUUACGCAUAAUAUUCGUACACAGAGCGGGGUGUACAAAAUUAGUAUUAAAAAUCAGCUCGACGCAAUAACUUGGAUGGUACUGAUAAAAAUACUCGAUAAAGCUGUAUAAUGUUGAAAUUGUUAAGUAUUAUAACAAUAUUCACAAACGAAUGGAACUUAUAUUAGAUUCUCUUAAGACUAUAAUGAGUUUUACUAAAUACAAGAAGUAAUAAUAACAUUAUACUUUUUUAUACUUUAUAGAAAAUAAUUUAUAACAAGAUAUAUUACAACGCUAUGCAGUAGUUUUUAACUUUUGACCGCAGAGCAUAUAAAUAAUAGAACCUAUCUCGUUUCAUUCGAUUGUAUAAAUACGAAUUGUGAUAAAAACGAGGGGGGAAAAACGAAAAAAGAAAAAAAAAAAAAGGAAAAAAAAAAGAGAGAGAAACAAUUACAAUUUGAUACAUAUUGCAAACAUUCGCGCGAAUAUAAAGAUAUUAUUAAAAAUCUUCUCCAAUACACUUUUGAUUAAUAUAUUACAAAAUAGAAAGAUAUUUUUCAUUGUAAUGCUAAAAUUGACCUAUCAAGAAAUAAAUUUACUUAGAAAAUAUGCUCUUGAUAUAAGGCAACAGUCGCUUGAAAUAUUUUCUCAUUAUUAUUCGUUUAAUGGGUGCGGCGUAUAAUUCAGUCUUCUUUUGCGCGAGUAAAAUUUUAUAAAAAUUUACCUUUUUUUGCCAUAGAGAUUUGAAUGGAAAUUUUGUAUUAAAACGAUAUGUAUUAUCAAACUUAUCGACGCCUAAAUUGCUAUCCGUUUAAAAUACCAAGAAAAGAGAUAGAAAAAAAAAAAAAAAAGAAAAUAGAAAAUGUUUGCAAUA
Molecule: messenger RNA, 3693 nt
Organism: Vespa crabro (European hornet)
Lineage: Eukaryota; Metazoa; Arthropoda; Insecta; Hymenoptera; Vespidae
Exons: 7
Coding region: 307-1671 (454 amino acids)
Biological process (GO): G protein-coupled receptor signaling pathway
Cellular component (GO): plasma membrane
Molecular function (GO): G protein-coupled receptor activity
Source: RefSeq, a predicted model, not a curated record